UUUCAUCGGCAUUUCAAAACUGAAAGGUUUUGAAAGAUGAAAUUUUUGAUGAGUUUUCAUAAAUAUAAUAUUGUGGCUUAUAGAAAAAUAUUUUUUCUUUUAAAAAAGUAAAAGCAUAAACUUGGUCUGUUAAAUAAAAUUAUGAAAUAUUUUAAGUAGUCAUUUUAUUUUAAAGUAGUUAGUUUCGAAAUUAGAGCUUUUAAGGAAUAAAAUCAAAAAAUGCGGCGCAGAUUAAAGCAUGUUGAAAAUCUAGAUAUUUUUCCUAAAGUCCAAGAAGAAUAUACCCAACCAACUACUUCUGGUGGAACAGUAUCAAUUUUGAGCUUUAUUGUCAUCAUAAUACUUGUUUACACAGAAAUUCGUUAUUACAGUUCAAGUCAGCUUAAAUUUGAAUAUAGUGUUGAUCAUGAUAUUGAUAGUAAGCUGAAAAUAAAUGUAGAUCUUACAGUGGCCAUGCCUUGCUCUAAAAUUGGUGCAGAUAUACUGGAUGUUACUAAUCAAAAUACACAGUCUUUUGGAGAACUUGAAGAAGAAUUAACUCAUUUUGAGUUAUCACCACCUCAUCGAGCACAGUGGGAUACAAUGCAAAAAAUAAAUUUGUACAUCAGAGAAGAAUAUCAUGCUAUUCAAGAUUUAAUAUGGAAAGAAGGAUAUUCAAAUAUUUUAAAAGGCUUACCUACAGGAAAUGAUGUUCCUGUUGGGAAACCUGAUGCUUGCAGGCUGCGUGGAUCCUUAAUUGUAAAUAAAGUUUCUGGAAACUUCCAUAUAACUGCUGGAAAGCAUAUUCCUCAUCCUGCUGGACAUGCACAUAUUUCAGCUUUCUUAAAAGAUUCGGAUUAUAAUUUUUCCCAUAGAAUUGAAAGAUUUUCCUUCGGUGAACCAACAGCAGGAGUAUUUGAUCCUCUAGAAGGAGAUGAAAAAAUUGCUCCUACUAAUUUCCAUAUGUACCAAUACUAUUUAAAAGUUGUUCCAACUGAAAUUAUCCACAAUAACAGGAAACAGAGUACUUAUCAGUAUUCAGUAACCGAACAGUCUCGUCCUAUAAAUCACCACUCUGGAAGUCAUGGAGUACCUGGAAUUUAUUUCAAAUACGACAUGUCUUUUGUCAAAGUAAAAGUUACUGUGGAUAAACACUCAACUUGGAGAUUUCUUGUUCGUUUGUGUGGUAUUAUUGGAGGAGUAUUUGCAACUUCUGGAAUAGUGAAUGGUCUUGUAAAAUUACUUAUAGACUUUGUCAAUAAAAAGAGAAAGGGAACACCGAACAAGGGAAGCUCACUUUCAUCUGUAAACCUAGCAGCAGUCCAAAUUCUAUGUGAUGACAUAAUUAAGGAACCCAAUACAACUGUGCAAUUAUAAAAAAUCUAUACAUAAUUUAUAAAUAUCAUGUAAUUUAAGUUUUAUAAUAAAUUAUUUUUUAUUUUGUUUC
This is a messenger RNA of Argiope bruennichi, 1426 nucleotides long. Its product is annotated as endoplasmic reticulum-Golgi intermediate compartment protein 2-like. The transcript has 11 exons. Gene Ontology annotation, cellular component: membrane; endoplasmic reticulum; COPII-coated ER to Golgi transport vesicle. Lineage: Eukaryota; Metazoa; Arthropoda; Arachnida; Araneae; Araneidae. The record is from RefSeq and is a predicted model, not a curated record. The coding region runs from base 220 to 1356 and encodes 378 amino acids. Gene Ontology annotation, biological process: retrograde vesicle-mediated transport, Golgi to endoplasmic reticulum; endoplasmic reticulum to Golgi vesicle-mediated transport.